Oreochromis aureus is the source of this 8549-nucleotide messenger RNA. RefSeq names its product alsin Rho guanine nucleotide exchange factor ALS2 b (gene als2b). The transcript has 34 exons. Bases 239 to 5320 code for a protein of 1693 amino acids. The record is from RefSeq and is a predicted model, not a curated record. Lineage: Eukaryota; Metazoa; Chordata; Actinopteri; Cichliformes; Cichlidae.
UUCAGCGUGUCAACAUUAGAGAAAUGAACAGCAGACAGGUCUAAACGCGCUAACUACCGCGUGUGUCAGCGGCCUCUUUAGGUGAACACCUCGAGGAGCAGCGCAGACGGCCGGCUGGUGAGGAAAUUUAUCUUUAAAAAAGAACCGUAAUUAGCAGCAGCAGCGGCGGCAGCAGGAGGAGGAGGAAUAGGAGGAGUCCUAAAUCUGAUAUGCUGAUAGAGGAGUAUCAACCCCACUGAUGGAAACCCAGAGUAAGAGCUCUGGGGACGAUGGCAGCGGCGGCGAGCGAGGACUGCUCCACUCUUGGAAGGGCUACUCUUACAGCGUCACCCCAGAGAGGCUGCUCCUCCCCCGGCCGGUCCUCCAGGUUGCUCUGGGUUCGCAGCAUGGCGUUCUCCUGGUGGAAGGGGGACAGGUGUACAGCUUCGGCGAGUUGCCGUGGAAGCAGAGUCAAGUGCCAGAGCCAACCAAACCGACCCUGGAGAGCGCGCUCAGUGGGCAGCGGGUGGUCACAGUGGCAGCCGGAAGCUUUCACAGCGGGGCAGUGACGGAGGAUGGCGGCAUCCACAUGUGGGGGGAGAACAGUGCGGGACAGUGUGGCUUGUCGGGCCUCAGCACUGUUCCCAACCCGACUCCCGUCGCGCUGCAGGACUUGGACACUGUCACUGUCCCCCCGCAGAUGGCGCCAGUGCUGGAGCUGGCUUGUGGGGAGAAGCACACCCUGGCUCUGUCGGUGCAGCGUGAGGUGUGGGCGUGGGGCAGCGGUUGCCAGCUGGGCCUCAACGCCGCCGUCUUCCCUGUGUGGAAGCCUCAGAAGGUGGAGCACCUGGCGGGUCGGUAUGUUUUACAGGUGGCCUGCGGGGCAUCUCACAGCCUCGCUCUGGUGCGCUGCCUGGGGUCUUACGAUGGCCACCGGCCUCAUGUGGACAAAUGUGGGAGGUGUAACGAACUGCUCUACACCAUGACAGACAAAGAGGACCACGUCAUCAUCUCUGACAGCCACUACUGCCCGCUUGGCGUGGAGCUGACCGAGGAUGACGGCAAGCUGGAGGCUCCCACUCCCACCACAGGUCUCAAAACAUCCCCAUCAGAGCCUGUCCUCCCUUCCUACACCUCAAAGUCAGAGUCCCUGGCAGCGACUACAGAUGCUGACCCCACCUCUGACCCCUCCCAACCUCAGGCCUCUGAGGAAGGGAAAGCAUCUUUGGUUAAUGGGGUGCUCCAGGCCUCAGACUCAGACACCUCGGCUCUAUCUGGAGGUGAGAGUGAUGCUGUUGCCGGGGCCAAGAGCUCACCGUAUCCAGACGAGCAAGCCGUGAAGGACUACCUGAAGAAGCUGUCCGACAACACGCAGACGGACACAAAGGCGAGCGGAGGGCUGAACGCUCUGCUGCCCUCACCUGGAGGACUGAUCUCCUCCACGCCCACCUCGGCACUCAACAACCUGGUUGCCUCCUGCGCCUCUGCAGUGGGCGAGCGGGUGGCCUCCACCUACGAGGCCCUGUCCCUGAAAAAGAUGAUGAACUUCUACCUCCCCUCAGGGGCCUCGCGGUCAGGAGGAUCCCCUGGAGUGGUCGAUAACUCUGCUGAGCGUGUCCGCCAGGAGGACUCUAUGCAGGGGAAGAAGAGCUCCAGCACAGGGGACAUCCGUGAAGAGGAGGCAGAGGGUCUGCGGCGCCGCCUAUCACUGCCAGGGCUGCUCUCACAGGUGUCACCGCGACUGCUAAGGAAAGCCGGUCGUCCCAAAAUGCGAGCUGUCGCCCUCACCCCUCUGGGAGGGGCCGUCCCCGAGGACCAUCAGGUGCUGCCCACCCUGCAGACAGAGGUGUGGAGCUGGGGCCAUGGCGAGCACGGGCAGCUGGGACACGGAGACAACCUGGCCAGACUGCAGCCGCUCUGCAUCAAGAGUCUGAACAACAAGGAGGUGGUGCGGGUGGCGGCCGGCGCUCACCAUUCCCUCGCGCUGACGGCUCAGUCUCAGGUGUUUUCAUGGGGCAGUAACAGCUCCGGUCAGCUGGGACACAUGGAGUCACCGAGCACCGUCCCCCGCCUCGCCAAGCUGUCAGAGGGGAUCCGAGUGUGGGACGUGAGCGCGGGAGAGAGGCACACCCUGCUGCUCGCAGAUGGAGACUGCAUCCAGCCCAUCAUUUACUACAGCGGGCAGCAGGUGAAGGAGGGUGAGGAGGAGGGGGGUAAUGAGAAGGCGCUCCAUCAGCAGGGAGGAGGAGAGGAGGAAGAGGAGGAGCAGGCGGGGGGCUACACCCAGCAGCCUGUUUUGCUGCCCUUCUGCAUGAAUCUUGGUUAUGUGAGCAGUGUGUUCGCGGGUGGGCGGCGGUGCGUGGCGCUCUCUGACAGGAAUGUGAUGGGCUUCAUCGCCAGCCUCCACGAGCUCGCGUCAGCUGAGAGGAGGUUUUACUGCAAGCUGUGUAAUGUCAAGUCUCAGAUCUUACGCCCCCUGCUGGAGCUGGAGUCUCUGAGCUCGGCCCUCGGGCAGGUCAUCUUCGGCCUCCUGCAGACGCUGGCGAGCAGGUUUGGCCGGCUGUGUCACCUGACUGGGCAGCACGCCACCAGCCUCACUGCCAACCUGCGGCGUGGUCGUGAGGUCAAAAGCCUUCUCAUCCUGGAGCACACCAGUAUUUUCCUCGACUGUUACCAUGAUUACUGCAGCGCCGUCGGAAACUUCCAGGUGAUGGGAGGCUUCCAGGCUCUGACCAAACCAUCCGUAGACUUGUUUGGGAAAAGUCCGGAGCUGCUCCAGAAGCUGUCAGAGUGCAGCGAGGAGAACCUCACCACGGCCGACCUCCUGGUGGUGCUCUUCUACCUCCCUUCACGCCACCUUCACGAAUACAGCCGGCUGCUGCUCAAACUGGCCACCUGCUUCGAAGUGGUAGGUGGAAGAAACACGAGCAGCAGCGCAUGUGACCUCAAAUGUUCCACUGAGUACCAGAAGCUUCAGGACAGCUGCUCUAAGUUUGAAGCUUCAGUCCUGCAACUGAAGCGAAAAAAGAAAGAGGCCGACUACACCGUUCACUUCUGGAAGAUCUUUCCUGGAAAAAUGACGGACUCUCUGCGGAAGCCUUACCGGCGGCUGAUCUGCGAGAGCAGCAACAAAAGUCUGACCCUACAGAAUGCCGGCAGGUUCUCCGUCAACUGGUUCAUCCUGUUCAACGAUGUUUUGGUCCACGCACAGUUCUCCACCCAUCACAUCUUCCCUUUGGCCACGCUGUGGGUGGAGCCGAUCCCAGAGGAGGACACGGGCCUGUAUGGGUUAAAGGUGAUCACUCCUGAGGAGACGCUCACCCUGCUCGCCUCGUCUCCCAUGGAGAAGGCCAAGUGGCUUCGCUCCAUCAACCAGGCGGUGGACAAGGCCCUGAGCGGAAAGGGACAGGACGCGGCGUCAGGCAGCUCGGUGCAGAAGUUGGAGCCUCCCAUCUCCAGAACGGCUUCGUACACGUUUUAUAAGGAGGGGCGACUGAAGGAUGCGACAUAUGAUGGUCGCUGGCUGUCUGGAAAGCCCAAUGGCAGAGGUGUUUUGAAAUGGCCUGAUGGGAGAAUAUAUACUGGGGCAUUCAAGAAUGGACUAGAAGAUGGCUUUGGUGAGUUUGUGGCCCCCAAUAAGACGCUGAACAAGAACGACCACUAUCAAGGUUACUGGAAGGAUGGCAAGAUGCACGGCCUGGGCACAUACAGGUAUGCCAGCGGUGAAGUUUAUGACGGGUCCUUUCAGGAGGGCGUGCGGCACGGUCACGGCAUGCUGCGCAGUGGCAAGCUGAAUACCUCGUCCCCCAGCGUCUUCAUUGGCCAGUGGCUGCAGGACAAGAAGACCGGCUAUGGAGUGUUUGACGAUAUCACCAAAGGAGAGAAGUACAUGGGCAUGUGGCAGGACCAUCAGCGGCAGGGCACCGGAGUGGUGGUCACCCAGUUUGGCCUGUACUAUGAAGGAGCUUUUAAAGACAACAAGAUGAUGGGCACCGGUGUCCUUCUGUCAGAGGACGACACGACGUACGAGGGCGAAUUCUCAGAUGACUGGACCCUCAGUGGAAAGGGCGUGCUGACCAUGGCCAAUGGUGACUACCUGGAGGGCUCCUUCAAUGGCGAAUGGGGCUCUGGUCUCAAAGUGACGGGCUCCUACUUUAAACCACACCUGUUCGACACCGAGAAGGACAAGACCCAAGCCAUGAAGCUGGGUCGUCUGUGUGUGUGCGCCGAGGAUAAGUGGCAGGCGGUUUUUGAGGAGUGUUGGAGUCAGCUGGGAUGUGAGGCUCCAGGCCAAGGGGAGCCCGAAAAGGCCUGGGAGAACAUUGCUGUGGCCCUCACCACCAGCCGGCGACACAUCCUGGACAGUCCAGAGAUUUUGUCUCGAUCUCACAACAAAACGCUGGAGAGUCUGGAAGUCAUCCCACAGCACGUAGGGCCGAUCACCAUGGAGAGAUACAACGCCAUCCGCCUCUACCUAAUCAAGGCGUGUGACACUCCGCUGCACCCUCUGGGUCGGCUGCUGGAGACCCUGGUGGCGGUCUACAGGAUGACCUACGUGGGUGUCGGCGCCAACCGUCGGCUCCUGCAUCAGGCCGUCAGCGAGAUUAAGUCUUACCUCAACCGCAUCUUCCUGAUUGUCAGAUUUCUAUUCCCAGACCUGCCAGAAGAGGGCGGUCUAAUCCCAGAGCCGACCACCGACCUGCAGGAGAAGAAUGAGCCCGAUUCCACUGAUGCCCCGCCGGAGUCGCCCAAACCUGCCCGCGUGGUGAGCAGCUCGGCUCUGCUGCUUCCUGUCCUUCUGCCCCGUCUCUACCCACCGCUCUUCACCCUCUAUGCCCUGGACAAGGAGAGAGAGGACGACGUGUACUGGGAGUGCGUCCUGCGUCUCAACAAGCAGCCCGACCUCGCCCUGCUCGCCUUCCUGGGCGUCCAGCAAAAGUUUUGGCCCGUUUCCAUCCGGACAUCUUUGCCUGCGCCGGGCGAGAAGCAACAGGUCAUCUCCAGCACCAAAGACGCCUGCUUUGCUUCUGCAGUGGAAACACUACAGCAGAUCAGCACAACUUUCACGCCAUCAGACAAGCUGCAGGUGAUCCAGCUAACUUUUGAGGAGAUCACACAGGAAGUCCAGGCGCUUCUGAACCAGGACUUCCUGUGGUCCAUGGACGACCUCUUCCCCGUCUUCCUCUAUGUGGUACUACGAGCGCGUAUCAGGAACCUCGGUUCUGAGGUCAGUCUGAUCGAAGACCUGAUGGACCUCUGCGUCCAGCACGGAGAACACGGCAUCAUGUUCACCACCCUCAAGGCCUGCUACUACCAGAUCCAGCAUGAGAAGAUCACUUAAGACGAGACCGCUGCUACGUCCUCGGUGACCUUCAUGCUGCUGCUCCUCCACUCCCCUCCUCUCAACUCCAGUAGCCAGGCAUGAGGAUGACUGACAGGGAGGAGGAGGGGUCAUAAGAACAGGUCGUCGAAUGCUGCUUGGACACAUCCCGUCACAGACCCUCCCUCCCUGAAACACUCAUCAUCCACAGGUGAUGAAGGUAGAAAUGUGGCCGUGAUGACAGACACAAGCACAGUCGCACCAUCCAUGUGGGUGGAGUUGGGAAAUAAAGAUGACUGUUGUUAAAUCACCUUCAGCAGGGAGGGAGUGCAAAGUUUGUCUGUGGGAUACCGGACCUCAUUUUUUUUCUCCUUAAAAUUUUUAAUGUUUAAAAAAAAACAGUAAAUCUGGAAACAUGAAUUAUUUUCAGUGAAAGCAACACGAAGAGGAAGUACCUCCAUAAACUGUGGAUUCAUGAACUUUAUAAUCUGAGAUGGAUGCCUACAGUUAGUGGCUGUUAUGCACUGCAGGGGGGAGACGGUCCUGAAGGAAUUUUUUUUUUUUUUUUUUUUUUUUUUUUUUUUUUUUUUUGCAAGUAAAACUGACACUCGUUCAAAGUUUCUUUAGAGAGAAUUUAUCUGGCCGAGCUGACAGCCCCUUUUCAUACUGUAUUUAAAGAAAGAACGUGUUACAGCAUCAGUGAACGGACCCAAAUCUAAACAGUUGCUUAUAAAGAUUUUUUUAUUUCUUCAUUUGAAGCACAAGCUUCGGCCGGAUUGUUGACUUGAAAGCGUACUCACACGUCCUCUGAACACAACCUCAGACUGUUACGUUUAAAAUGCGUAUCCUUCCUCUGGCCUUUAGUGCCUACAUUAUUUUGGUGUCUGUUUUUUGGGGGGGAUAUCAGCUGUAGAGAUGCUCAACUUGUGGUGCUCAAAGCAGCAAAGCAAAUGCGUUUAAAUAUCUUGUAAGUAAGACUGAAAAACCUUUUGUUUCACCUCAUCUCGCCUCGCAUCACUGUCACUCACAGCAGCUGCUGACUUGAUGAGGAUUUAGUCGCUUUUCAUGCCAUUUAGCAGCUUUUUCUCUCUUUUUCCUGCUGCAAGCACAGCGUGCUCCUUCUGAGUGAGCAAGCCGUGAGGUUUCACAGAGCGGCAGCUGGGGCGCACAGUGUGAUAAGCAACACUUUCCCACAGUUCUAAAGCACAAAAAGUGGUAUCUAAUGUAAAAUCAAAAGCGACUUCACCACCACUUUGGAGUCUUUGGCUCAAUUAGAGAAGCAAAUUUGCGAUCAUGUGGGUCUUUACCUCUCUGUGAUCUGAAAAUACCUGAACUCCUUUUCUGACAUAUCAUUAAAAAAGAUGCUGAAAAGACUUUCUGGAAAAAGCUUAAUUUACUUCCUGCUUCUGCUAACACCAGCAUGUUACUGGUUACAGAGCCGUCACUUUAAUCGCCUACACAACAGGUUCUGUUACCAUUAACGAGGCUCCAGAAACGAUGUCUAUUUUUAGAAAUCAUGAUCUGGUUAUUUUUAAAAAAAGGUGGAACUAUUUUCUUUGACCACCUGCAGACCGAACAAGCUAACAUUAGAGCUCAGCCAAGCGGCCGCCGUCCAUGUUUAUAUCCCGUCACAUGAUGCUUCUUUCUGCACAGGGAUCCAUUUCCAGGUGUACUGGGAGCAGUGGUGGUUGGAAGAACAUAGUUCCUGUAGUCUAGAAAUUGAUGAUGAGUUUUCAAGACUUUUCUUAAUGCCUUGAGCACCACAAGGCGUGCAGUGCCACCUGGUUUAUUGUUUUAUGUUCGUAAGAUUAAAGAGAAGACUCAUACCUUCAGAGGAAACAAUAAUAAACAACCAGCACUGCAGGCCAGAGGAAAAAUGUUUGUUUUUUUUGUUUGUUUGUUUUUUUAAGAUGAGCUAUUCAUUAUUCAGUCCACAGAAAUGUCUUUUCAUUGACAGCGUUUUGCAGGAGGUGUCUUUGGUUUGUAUUUCUGAGCCCAGUGUUCACACAGACAGUUUUACCACACAGCAAGGAGGUGGUAGGAGGUGGAAAUUUGGCGCUUUUGGAGAACCUGUGUUGCUCUUUAUUACAGUCUUAUUACACACUAAUAAAAUAACUCUUUGAAUCUUUAAUCUUAGGAGUUGAGGACAAGAUGUGGGGGGGGGGGGGGGGGUUGUUGUUGUUUUUUUUUUUUUAAAUGUUAUUCCCAAAAAAGCUGAAAAUUCCUUCUACUUUUUAGAGAUAAAAGUUUUGUUGUGUUGUUUUGUUUUGUUUUGUUUUUUUUACAGUAUAAUGACCGUUGUGCAAUUCACUUACGUUGUAUUAGUGCUACCUAACAGCUUGUUUCCAUUCUUUCUUGCCACCUGUGAAGCUUUCUCGUUCAUCACUGCUUCAUUUUGAGCAACUAGCCAUCCACUUGCUCACUCUGCGGUUACACUGAGAUAAAAAUCUUUUUAGCUUUAUGCAAAUCAGCAGUGUCUGUAACCUUUACCUAAUGUGAAGACAUAUUUAGCAUCUCCUUUGUUCGUUUCUUGUUUGAAAUGUUUGCAGAAACUCAUUUUGCUGGAUUGUUUGUAGAAAUCGUCCUUUAGCAGCAUGCAGAGACUUUUGACUUGUAUGCUGCAGGAAGCUGCAAAUAUCCUGACAGUGUUUCUAUUAAUCACAUGGAGGCAGGUCACACAGCCAAGGAAGGAAACUAACCACCAGCUAAAGGUCUAAGCCUCACUGAUCUGCAAAAUAAUCAAUGCAAGCGGUCCAAUGUGAAUUCUGAUUUAAUCAAAAGAAGAACAGAAAUGUGCAUUUUGCCUUUUGCGAGUGAUGUCUGAGCCGAGAAGCGGGCAGCUUUAAUGUUGCUGUUAUAGAUAUAAUAGAGUUCAAAGCUCCACACCAUCUGCUAAUGCUGCUCCUUUUUCCCCCCCAACCAUCAGGCACUGUUGCUUACUUGUGAUCUGCGUCACACAUGCCACUUUAAAAAAGGGAUUAAGAGGGGAUUCUUUCUUUUGUUGCUGUUCAUGCCCUGGUCUGAUAGUUUCGACAAUAGAAAAGGCAGUAGAUCAGAGGUGAAGCCGCUGCUCUCGCCCUGCAGGAUAUUCGAAAAUCAAGCAGAAAAUUGUUUGUCAGAGGUUGUAAAAUUUAAACCUGCUCAUGUGAACUUCUUAUACUGUUGAACCUAAACUGAUAUGUGGUGAUGUUGCUGCUUGUAUCUGAGGUAAAGUGUUGUCCCCACACGUGCAGUAAAAAUCAUUUUAUAA